Molecule: messenger RNA, 636 nt
Organism: Leishmania mexicana MHOM/GT/2001/U1103
Lineage: Eukaryota; Euglenozoa; Kinetoplastea; Trypanosomatida; Trypanosomatidae
Product: ribosomal protein l7/l12-like protein
Exons: 1
Coding region: 1-636 (211 amino acids)
Biological process (GO): translation
Cellular component (GO): ribosome
Molecular function (GO): structural constituent of ribosome
Source: RefSeq, a predicted model, not a curated record
AUGCGGCAGAGAGUCCUUGCAUGUGACGUGGCACGGCUGCGUGUGGCCACCGCUGCCCUCUUUACGUCACACCGAGCCAUCAUCAACGGCGUGGCGAGUAGCCGCAUUCCGCGUGGCAUGACGCCGCUGGGCGUGCCGUGCAGCGAAGAGGUGCUGGAGGCACUGGCAGAGGCCUAUGUGAACAUGGAUAUGGCCACCAUGACCACCUUUCACAAGAAGGCGAUGGCAGAGAUGUUGCGCGCCGGUAGUGGCGGUGGGGCCGAACCCGUUGCGGUGGACUACGAGGAGCACUUACUGCAAGCUUCGGGCGGCGUUGGUGGUGCUGCUGUCGCCACAUCUGUCCCGGCUGCUGUGGUGGCUCCUGGCGGUGGCGCUGCAGCUGCGGAGAGUGCGGCUCCAUUGGCCAAGAAGGCCCCUGAGAAGACGGCUUUCGACGUCACCCUCAAGAUAUUCCCGGCUGAGAACAAGAUCAAGCUGAUCAAGGAGCUGCGGUCUGUCUGUGGGCUCUCCAUCCAGGAAGCGAAGACGGCGAUCGAUAAGUGCCCAGGUGUGAUCGCCCGCCAGGUGCAGAAGGGCGACGCGGAGAAGCUCAAGGACGCUAUGGUGAAGCUGGGGGCGGAGGUGGAGCUGAUGUGA